GUCAGUUUUGCUUAGAGCUUUGAGCCAUCAGGAGGUGUUUCGUGAUAAAGGCCAAAUAUAAAAUUUGUUAUACUUGUGUAUAUAACAAAAGUAAUAGUCGAGUGCAAUAUGUUAAAGUUAAAAAAUAUGCUAUUGAUUCUGUUAGGCUGCAACAUGUUGCUAGCCAUCUACGCAACUGGUAAUAAUAAACAGCAACAACAGAACCAAGAAACCUGGGAGCAAGACCUUUCGGACACUUUUAAAAUUGAGGGCAGCGAUCAGGGUAUACAAAAGGUUAAUCUGAAGUGCGGUGCCAAUUCGAUGAAUGUAAUGUUGGAGACUGAGAAACCAUUUACUGGUGUUAUGUACACACGUGGCAGCUUCUACAAACAAACGGCCCCGUGUUUUAUGAAGCCUACUUCGAACCAGGGUACACGCACAUUGGAGAUGAACUUUCAGUUAGACCAGUGCCAGACUCUAAAGGAUGGUGAGCUUUAUACGAACAUUGUAGUCAUACAAAACGACCCGGAACUCAUAACGCCUGGCGACUCGGCUUUCUCGCUGGAAUGUGAUUUCCGUCAACCACGCAGUCUGGAUGUUGAAGCGAGCAUGCAGGCCAGGGACAGAGUUGCGACCAAAUCCAAAAUAACACUCACAAGUCCUGAUCCCGCGGCCCCAAUGGACAAUCUACACAAUUCGGUGUUUAGCAACAGUGAUACAGUAGAAUACAUACCAAAGUUUUCCAAACCAAAUGAAACCAUACGCCUGGGUACGGUUGAGGAAGUGUCUCUACCGCUGGGUCAUCGAAGAGAUGAGCUUUAAACAUAGUAAACACUACCACCACAAACAAUACAAAAACAUAUCACAAUUAAAUAAUUAAAACUACAGG
This is a messenger RNA of Drosophila montana, 868 nucleotides long. RefSeq lists its product as uncharacterized. The coding region runs from base 109 to 801 and encodes 230 amino acids. The record is from RefSeq and is a predicted model, not a curated record. NCBI's taxonomy places the organism in Eukaryota, Metazoa, Arthropoda, Insecta, Diptera, Drosophilidae. The transcript is spliced from 3 exons.